AUGAAUGACUGUGUACAGUUUUAUUCCCGGAUAUUGACAGAACCUACUGUUUUCAAAGCUGAAUUUUCAAUAUGGAAAUCAAAGUGGCUUAAAGAAGAGUCACGCCCUAAUACAGCGAUUGAAGGGCUUGACAACAAUUGUAACAUACUUUUGUUUCCAAACAUAUGGAAACUAUUACAAGUCUUAGCCACUAUACCUAUGUCAACAGCGACACCAGAAAGAACAUUUUCUUCUUUAAAAAGAUUGAAAACGUAUCUUAGGAACUCGACUGGUGAAACUCGUCUCAACGGAUUAGCGUUAAUGUCAAUACACAGGGAAAUAAAUGUUGAUCCAGAAGAGGUGCUAAAUCGGUUUGCAAAACAGUCGAGGAGAAUGAUGAUACUUUGA
This is a messenger RNA of Metopolophium dirhodum (rose-grain aphid), 387 nucleotides long. Its product is annotated as 52 kDa repressor of the inhibitor of the protein kinase-like. Bases 1 to 387 code for a protein of 128 amino acids. The record is from RefSeq and is a predicted model, not a curated record. The transcript has a single exon. NCBI's taxonomy places the organism in Eukaryota, Metazoa, Arthropoda, Insecta, Hemiptera, Aphididae. Gene Ontology annotation, molecular function: protein dimerization activity.